CUCUAUUACGUUAUCACAACAAGUAAUUCAUAAUCUGCUAAACAUGACGGAACAAUACCAGUUCUUGCCGAGCAAAGAUGUGUCGAUAAUUGGCAUUCCAUUCAAUGGUGGUCAACCUCGUGAAGGAGUUGAAGGCGGACCCUUGAAGCUCAUCGAAUUUGGCUUGGCAAACCAAUUGGAGGAAAUGGGAUGGAGUGUUGAGUACCAGGCCAACGAAAACUUGUGUGAAUUACGUCCCAAGGAAGAUCCAGACGUCCUGAACCUUAAGCAACCCAAGUAUGUGUCGGCCGUGACCCAGUACGUUGCCAAGCAGAUUGCUCAAGCUGCCAAAGAAAAAAAAUUUUUGUUGAAUCUUGGCGGAGACCACUCAUCGGCUCUGGCUACGGUGUCUGGUGUGUUCGAAGCUUAUCCUGAUGCCUGUUUGAUUUGGGUGGAUGCUCAUGCCGACAUCAAUACGCCUGCCACUUCGGCAAGUGGCAAUGUCCACGGCUGCCCGCUCAGUUUUUUGACGGGAAUUGCUGGGAAUCACCCUGAUUUUGGCUGGGUGAAACCAUGUCUUCAAGCGGAUCGAUUGGUCUACAUUGGUCUCCGUGACGUGGACGACCCUGAAAAAAAAAUCAUCAAGGACCUGAACAUCAAGGCUUUCUCGAUGCACCAUGUAGACAAGUAUGGUAUUGGAAAAGUGGUGGAAAUGGCUUUGGACCAUGUGAAUCCCAACCGUGACCGACCGAUCCACUUGUCUUUCGAUGUUGAUGCCCUGGAUCCUUCUGUAGCACCCAGUACGGGCACGCCUGUUCGUGGUGGUCUGACAUUCCGUGAAGGCCAUUACAUUUGUGAACGUCUGGCCGAGACUGGUCUACUUGUUGCCGCUGACAUCAUGGAGGUGAAUCCUGCUCUUCUGGAUGAUCAAUGUGUCUUCAAAACCGUUGAAACCGGAUGCUCGCUUGCGCGCUGUUGUCUCGGCGAAACGUUGCUAUAGAAAAAAGAGAUCCUACCUAUACCCUAGGAAAUGGAUUGACUCCAUCCCUUUUUUGUAUUUAAUGGAGUAUUCAAAUAGAAUGGUUUACAUAUUAUGCCAUAGACAUCGCAAAUAUGAAUUGCAAAACUGUGCCAUUUCCCCGAAGUGGCGGGUUUUUAGAUACUCAUCAUCAUUUUGAGCGAUUUUUUUUUCUAUUUUGCCGCCCAUCAGAUUCUCCAUCCUUGCGGGAUUUCAAGAUUCCGAUGUCAAACAUUGAACCUUGAAACACAUGCGCACCAUAGCAACACGAAUUAAAG
Molecule: messenger RNA, 1275 nt
Organism: Radiomyces spectabilis
Lineage: Eukaryota; Fungi; Mucoromycota; Mucoromycetes; Mucorales; Radiomycetaceae
Product: arginase
Exons: 3
Coding region: 44-979 (311 amino acids)
Cellular component (GO): cytoplasm; cytosol; nucleus
Molecular function (GO): manganese ion binding; arginase activity
Source: RefSeq, a predicted model, not a curated record